GCCGAUGUCACUAGUGUAGAGGGCGAUGACCCCGCAGAUCCCAGGGCUACUGGCCGGGGCGGAAGUCGAUGAGGGGAGAGAGGGUUCCGGUCCUGAGGGUCCAAAACCGGGGCUGGGGCCGAGGCGGCGCCGGAAGAGCAGCAGCCGGAGGCCGGGAGUGGGGGGUGUGUGGCUUGAAAGAGCUAGUGAAAGGACACCCGGCCCCGCCUCCUCCCAGCUCCGCCCCAGACUGGCCGGAAGUGGCGCGCGCGCCUGCGCACUGCGCGCUCAAGGCUUCGCGGCCUCUGGACAACCGGCCGCAUUGGCUUCGGGCAUGGAUCCUCCCGGCGGCUUAGACCUCCCGGGCGCCUUUGUGCUGAGCAACCUGGCGGAGGUGGUGGAGCGCGUGCUCGCUUUCCUGCCCGCCAAGGCGCUCCUACGCGCUGCCGGCGUGAGCCGGCUCUGGAGCGCGUGCGCGCGUCGCGUGCUGCGGGCCCAAUGCUCCGUGGCCUGGGUGUCCGCGGGCCGGGCCGAGGCCGCCCCCGACGGGCACCGACUGCUGCGCGCUGUCGCCGAGGAGCUAGAGAAUGUCCGCAUCUUACCAAGGAUGGUUCUGUAUAUGGCUGAUUCAGAAACGUUUGUUUGUCAGGAGCAGCGUCGGGGCCAUGUGAAAUCAAGGAAAAGAAUGAGCAUGGAAACAGCAGUUGCCCUUGAGAAACUGUUCCCGAAACAGUGCCAAGUCCUCGGGAUUGUGACCCCAGGAAUUGUAGUGACUCCAAUGGGAUCAGGUAGCAAUCAACCUCAGGAAAUAGAAAUUGGAGAAUCUGGUUUUGCUCUGUUAUUUCCUCAAAUUGAAGGAAUAAAAAUACAGCCCUUUCAUUUUAUUAAGCAACCAAAGAAGUUAACACUGGAAAAACAUCAGCUUACUGAAGUGGGUCUUCUAGAUAACCCGGAACUGCGUGUAGUCCUUGUGUUUGGCUAUAACUGCUGUAAGGUGGGAGCCAGCAGUUACUUGCAGCGUGUGGUCAGCACUUUCAGCGACAUGAACAUCAUCUUGGCUGGAGGCCAGGUGGACAGUCUGUUGUCAUUGACCUCUGAGAAGGCUCCUCUAGAUAUCAAUGCCACCGGCGUGGUUGGACUGUCCUUCAGUGGGCUUCGAAUCCAGAGUGCCACAGUGCUCCUUAAUGAGGACGUCAAUGAUGAGAAGACCGCAGAGGCAGCCAUGCAGCGCCUCAAGGCAGCCAACAUCCCAGAGCAGGACACCAUCGGCUUCAUGUUCGCGUGUGUUGGCCGGGGCUUCCACUACUACCGAGCUAAAGCCAAUGUUGAGGCUGAUGCAUUUAGAAAGUUUUUUCCUAGUGUGCCUUUAUUCGGCUUCUUUGGAAAUGGAGAAAUUGGAUGUGACCGGAUAGUUACAGGGAACUUUAUUCUGAGGAAGUGUAAUGAGGUAAAGGAUGAGGAUUUGUUCCACAGCUAUACAACAAUAAUGGCCCUCAUUCACCUGGGGUCAUCUAAAUAAAGUGGCUUGCACAGCACAUAACUUUGGGUUCUGGCUUUUCCAGAAAAUGGAACCUUGGGAUAUGUGUAUUUGAAAGAAAAAUAACUUCAGGUAUAUCUAUUUUCUUCAGUUUUGAAUGACACACUGAGGUCACUCUGAGGUAAUUUUUAACAUAUAACACGAAGCAUAACUUUGUACACAACAUAACACACCAAGAAUCCUGCCUCAGGAACAAACAAAUCUUUGUGGUUACGUUGCACCAGAUUACGUAGCUGAUGUAAAGUGACUUUAAAUGGUGGCAGCUGGAGAAUUGCUUUCCACAUCUACCUCUUUAUAUUGGUAGGUGAUCUGUUAGCAAAAUCAUGAAGACUUUUUUUCCCCUUCAGUAAAGGAGGAAAAGCCAUAGAUAGCUGAAAGAUUUUUCUCUGCUGUAUUUCAGUUUCACCAGGUUUUUUCAGAAGUUGUAACAAUAUUACUGACUUAUUUGAUCGAAAUUAAAGAAAUGUUUUUGUUUUGGUGCUCAGAUAAACUGCCAAGACUAGAUUUUAAGAAGUAAAGUAUUUUCAUUUUUUUCUCUCAUUAUAGAAAUUUUUUCGUAUAGCUCUAUAUAACUAAUUGGAAGACCAAAAAAUUACCUUAUUUUGGCUUAUGCCAAUAAAAUAUACAUUUGGAAUUCA
Messenger RNA from Heterocephalus glaber (naked mole-rat), 2154 nucleotides. RefSeq names its product F-box protein 22 (gene Fbxo22). The record is from RefSeq and is a predicted model, not a curated record. NCBI's taxonomy places the organism in Eukaryota, Metazoa, Chordata, Mammalia, Rodentia, Bathyergidae. Gene Ontology annotation, biological process: protein polyubiquitination; regulation of skeletal muscle fiber development; positive regulation of proteasomal ubiquitin-dependent protein catabolic process. Gene Ontology annotation, molecular function: protein binding.